AGCAAAACCAAAGCUGAACCAAAAAGCAACGCAACAAACUACGGUACCUACCAAACACUAUCACUAUGAAGACCAAAUGCGUUCCCACCCCUGUCGUCCGCAUCGUUAAGUGCGAUUGUGGCAAGUUCGAAGCCAAGGCAGAGAAUGAAUCCUUCCAAUCCGUGAUUUGCCACUGCCACGGCUGCGUAGCUUCCAAACGCCUCAUGAUCAAGAACCCUGACUGCUUUGAAGGAGUUCCCUUGAGUCUCUAUCUCGCCAAGAAUGUGGAGUUUCUGACGGAUGUCAAGGCACCCGAAACAUCGUCCAAGUUUGGCUUUGUCAAGGUGGGCGAGCACGGAAAGCUCCCUCGAAUCUACUGCAAGUCCUGCAAUUCGCAUGUCAUGAACCUCCCUGUCAAGGGUGUAGUUGCAUUCAACCGAUACUGCAUGUAUGAAGCAGAUGGAAUCACCAAGUACAACCCUGAAGGAUUGUUGAACGUCAACGCCAAACAUUCUUUUGAUCCCUCCAAGGUCCCGGAACCCAAGCAUGAUACUUUUGGUCCCAUUGGCUCUGUCCUCUGGGAGAUUGCUCCGAGUAUGAUUGCUACCAAACUUCCUGGAGCAGCCGAUAUUUCCAAGGAUCAUAAAGGUCUCUUUCCUGAUCCCAGCACGAUGGAAGUUGCUGAAAUCACUUGGUAGUCAGAGGAGCUACGCGAAUGCUAGCAUACACUGCUCUGUUCUGCGUAUAAGAGGUUUCAGCAAGUGUGCGAAAAGAAGUAAGUAAGCGAUGGAUGAGGAAUUGUGAGAAUAGAAAGAUUCAAAGGACAUCGACAGUGGUAACUUUGAAAGUAGGACUGAUCGUUCGUUUACGUGUAUUCCAAAGGCACCUAGGCCACAACACCUCCAACUGCCCGAUAUCACCCCUUUUUGGCGGUCGAUAUGGGCCAUUUCGGGACGAUAUCGUAGAUUGGGGCCCCAGAUAUGGUCUGGGUACCAGCGUACCAGCCCCAGCAUCCACAUUGUUCAUUUAGACAUAUAAGAAGUUGCUUCAACUAUCCCCAUCAUGCCAUGUACCUGGGAGUGCUCUACAAUAGCCACACCGCACAAUUUUACUAGCAGUUGGCACAGGACAACUCGUAGACCACACGGACACCAUCGGUAGGGGCCAGGCAGGUCAACCCCACGAAAGUUUAUCCCC
Messenger RNA from Seminavis robusta, 1176 nucleotides. The record is from the annotation of a GenBank genome assembly. Lineage: Eukaryota; Bacillariophyta; Bacillariophyceae; Naviculales; Naviculaceae.